Molecule: messenger RNA, 1086 nt
Organism: Lutzomyia longipalpis
Lineage: Eukaryota; Metazoa; Arthropoda; Insecta; Diptera; Psychodidae
Product: odorant receptor 4-like
Exons: 3
Coding region: 1-1086 (361 amino acids)
Biological process (GO): sensory perception of smell; detection of chemical stimulus involved in sensory perception of smell
Cellular component (GO): plasma membrane
Molecular function (GO): odorant binding; olfactory receptor activity
Source: RefSeq, a predicted model, not a curated record
AUGGGGAUAACACUGAGAACUCUCCAGCAAGUUGGAUCGCAGAGAUUUGGAUUUAUUUUGGCGCAUUUGCUGAAUUUGCAUGCAAAUACAAUUCUUGUCUUUGACAUCAUCUACAUUUGGAUUAACUACGAGAGGAUGGAUGAUAAUUUCUCAACGCUUCUCUUCUCGGCAAUUGCCUUCAUUGGAAUCAAUCAAAUAACACUGAAGAAUUACUCAGCUGUGCCGUUCUAUGCUACUUUUGUGUCUCUUGUGGAGUGGAUUGAGGAGCUCUAUGCGAGAAGAGUGGAGAAUGAAGUAAUCCAGAAGAUUUUACGUGAGGAAUUAGCGAAAGCCUUUAAAUUUUCCAAACUUUUCUUCGAAGGCUACAACGUAGUCUUCGUUAUAGCUUGGAGUCUCUAUGUGUUUGAUCUUGUCCGUCGACCGGGAAAUAAUUUUCACAUCUACAUUCCGGGUCUAUCCAUGGAGGAGUACAAAUUGGUCUACUACAUCUUGCAGUGCUCCCUCUACAUCGUCUGUGGGCAUUGGAAUGUAAUCAUAGACACGGCAAUUGUUAUAAUUGGAAUUCAUAUAAUGGGCUUCAUAAAUACCGUCAAUAGGAUGAUUCAAGGAUUGAACGAUGCGGAAGUGAAGACAAAGUGUCCGAAUCUUUUGGUUAAAAUUCUCAUUCAUCACGUUGAGAUGAUUGAGCAACUUAAUGCCUUCAAUAAGGGCCUACAUUUGAUGUCCUUUAUUCAAUUUAUUAUGAGCACCAUGAUUUAUUUAGCCAUGUUCUACACCGUUCGUAGUAGCAAUGCAGAAUUAAUUGUCUACUCAUUUCUUGUAUGUGUCCUAAUUCAGCUCUUUAUGCUCUGCAUGUUUGGUGAGAUAAUUUCAUCAAGGACAGACAAAACGACCACACUACUCUGGCUAACAAAUUGGUACGAGAUGAGCCUGCCUGACCAGAAGAUUUUCCUCAUCAUUCUGGCAAUUACACAGAAAUCCUUUGGUUUGAAAGCCGCAGGAAUGUACGAAGUCAAUAUUAUGGCCUUUAUACAGAUCAUUAAAGUUGCUGCCAGCUACAGUACACUGAUUUAUGCUCUAACAUGA